Molecule: messenger RNA, 270 nt
Organism: Penicillium lagena
Lineage: Eukaryota; Fungi; Ascomycota; Eurotiomycetes; Eurotiales; Aspergillaceae
Product: ribosome biogenesis protein brx1
Exons: 1
Coding region: 1-270 (89 amino acids)
Source: RefSeq, a predicted model, not a curated record
AUGGCAGCAGUCUACAAGACAGUCUCCAAGAAGAAGGCUCAGCAACCUGCUGAGCCAAUGGACGAUGAGGACAUUGACAUGGAGGAGCUGCUCAACGACGCAGACGACACGACAGACAGUGAAGAAGAAGAGGAGGAGCAGGGCGUCGAGGCCGCGAAAAAGCAGCUGGCUGCAGGUCAGAUGCCCAAGACUCGAGUCCUCAUUCUGACUUCGAGGGGUGUGUCACAUCGGUAUGGAAUGAUUGUUACAAUCACCAAGGGUUUAAGCUGA